AGUUCCCCUCCAGGCCAACAUUACAGCCUUGCUUUCAAUUCACCUCGUCUUCCCGCUGCCGCAUCCCCCCUGCUACUUUACUGCCUUCGUUCUGGACCGCACGCUGCUGGGCCUCAUGGCGAGCAAGCUGCUAGCCAGAGUCAGGCGGCUCCUGCCCCCGCUCCUGCGCCGGCACAGGAUGGCGCUGCUCACGGCGCCCGCGGUGUUCGCGGCCCUCCUGCUCUUCUGGGCCGUGCUCGGCGGCACCGACGCCGACUACGUGCUGUACAAGGACGCCGCCAAGCCCGUGGAGGACCGCGUCGCUGAUCUUCUUGGGAGGAUGACGCUCGCGGAGAAGAUCGGGCAGAUGACCCAGAUCGAGCGGCUCGUGGCCACGCCGGACGUGCUCCGGGACAACUUCAUCGGCAGCCUGCUCAGCGGCGGCGGCAGCGUGCCGCGCAAGGGGGCCACGGCCAAGGAGUGGCAGGACAUGGUGGACGGCUUCCAGCGGGCCUGCAUGUCCACGCGCCUCGCCAUCCCCAUGAUCUACGGCAUCGACGCCGUCCACGGCCAGAACAACGUCUACGGCGCCACCAUCUUCCCCCACAACGUCGGCCUCGGCGCCACCCGGGACCCGUACCUCGUCAAGAGGAUCGGCGAGGCCACGGCGCUCGAAGUCAGGGCCACCGGCAUCCAGUACGCCUUCGCGCCAUGCAUCGCGGUGUGCAGAGAUCCGAGGUGGGGGCGGUGCUACGAGAGCUACAGCGAGGACCGCCGGAUCGUGCAGUCCAUGACGGAGCUCAUCCCGGGCCUUCAGGGCGACGUGCCCAAGGGCUUCAAGAGCGGCAUGCCUUUCGUGGCCGGAAAGAACAAGGUGGCUGCCUGCGCGAAGCACUUUGUGGGCGACGGCGGCACGGUGGACGGCAUCAACGAGAACAACACCAUCAUCAACCGCGAGGGCCUGAUGAACAUCCACAUGCCAGCGUACCAGAACGCCAUGGACAAGGGCGUCUCCACCGUCAUGAUCUCCUACUCCAGCUGGAACGGGAUCAAGAUGCACGCCAACCAUGACCUCGUCACCAAAUACCUCAAAGACACGCUCAAAUUCCAGGGCUUCGUGAUCUCGGACUGGGAGGGUAUUGACAGGAUCACCACCCCUGCCGGAUCCGACUACUCCUACUCGGUCAAGGCUUCCAUUCUUGCCGGCCUGGACAUGAUCAUGGUGCCCAACAACUACCAGCAGUUCAUCAGCAUCCUGACUGGCCACGUCAACAGCGGCGUGAUCAACAUGAGCAGGAUCGACGACGCCGUGACCCGGAUUCUGCGGGUGAAGUUCACCAUGGGCCUCUUCGAGAACCCCUACGCUGACCCGGCCAUGGCCGAGCAGCUGGGAAAGCAGGAGCACCGAGAUCUGGCGAGGGAGGCGGCGAGGAAGUCGCUGGUGCUGCUGAAGAACGGCAAGACGGCGAGCGACGCGCCGCUGCUGCCGCUGCCCAAGAAGGCGCCCAAGAUCCUGGUCGCCGGGAGCCACGCCGACAACCUGGGCUACCAGUGCGGCGGGUGGACGAUCGAGUGGCAGGGCGACACGGGGCGCACCACCGUGGGCACCACCAUCCUGGACGCCGUGAAGGCCGCCGUGGACCCGUCGACGGUGGUGGUGUUCGCGGAGAACCCCGACGCGGAGUUCGUCAAGGGCGGCGGCUUCUCGUACGCGAUCGUGGCGGUGGGCGAGCACCCGUACACGGAGACCAAGGGCGACAACCUGAACCUGACGAUCCCGGAGCCCGGGCUGAGCACGGUGCAGGCGGUGUGCGGCGCCGUGCGGUGCGCGACGGUGCUCAUCAGCGGGCGGCCCGUGGUGGUGCAGCCGCUGCUGGCCGCCUCGGACGCGCUGGUGGCGGCGUGGCUGCCCGGCUCGGAGGGGCAGGGCGUGACCGACGCGCUGUUCGGCGACUACGGGUUCACCGGAAGGCUGGCGCGGACGUGGUUCAAGUCGGUGGAGCAGCUGCCGAUGAACGUGGGCGACAAGCACUACGACCCGCUCUUCCCGCUCGGCUUCGGGCUCACCACCAAGGGGACGAAGGAGUACUAGGCCGCUUCGCGUACUAGACAGCACACCAUUAAUGGAUGGAUGGAGAUAGGAAACUGGGACAUGAACCGUAGGUUCUUGCCUCCCGCCAUGGCUGCCGAUCGAUUCCUUUCGCUCGGUCGGCUUAUUCUAUUACUACUGCUAUUCUUUCUUACUUUCUUUGUUGCUGGUUGAUCUGGUGUAUUAUGCUGAGUGAGUGAUCUGGUGUAUUAUGCUGAGUGAGAUCUCACUCUGGAGCAAGCAAUAUAUAUCCAAUCGAUGAGCUAUUUUAUUCACUGA
This is a messenger RNA of Triticum dicoccoides, 2347 nucleotides long. Its product is annotated as beta-glucosidase BoGH3B-like. Gene Ontology annotation, biological process: glucan catabolic process. Gene Ontology annotation, molecular function: beta-glucosidase activity. Bases 116 to 2071 code for a protein of 651 amino acids. The transcript has 7 exons. Lineage: Eukaryota; Viridiplantae; Streptophyta; Magnoliopsida; Poales; Poaceae. The record is from RefSeq and is a predicted model, not a curated record.